Molecule: messenger RNA, 741 nt
Organism: Lepus europaeus (European hare)
Lineage: Eukaryota; Metazoa; Chordata; Mammalia; Lagomorpha; Leporidae
Gene: CHODL
Product: chondrolectin
Exons: 5
Coding region: 43-741 (232 amino acids)
Biological process (GO): positive regulation of axonogenesis
Cellular component (GO): cytoplasm
Source: RefSeq, a predicted model, not a curated record
CAAAAAGUGUGUUUUGCUGACUUGAAGCAUCCCUGUUACAAAAUGGCCUACUUCCACGAGCUGUCCAGCCGUGUGAGCUUUCAGGAAGCCCGCCUGGCUUGUGAGAGUGAGGGAGGCGUCCUUCUCAGCCUUGAGAAUGAAGCAGAACAGAAGUUGAUAGAGAGCAUGCUGCAAAACUUGACAAAACCCGGAACAGGAAUCUCUGAUGGUGAUUUCUGGAUAGGUCUUUGGAGAAAUGGAGAUGGACAGACAUCUGGUGCCUGCCCUGAUCUCUACAGGUGGUCUGAUGGAAGCAGUUCCCAGUACCGAAAUUGGUAUACCGAUGAACCUUCCUGUGGAAGUGAAAAGUGUGUUGUGAUGUAUCAUCAACCAACUGCCAAUCCUGGUCUUGGGGGCCCCUACCUUUACCAGUGGAAUGACGACAGGUGCAACAUGAAACACAAUUACAUCUGCAAAUAUGAACCAGAGGUUCAUCCAACAGAUCCUGUGGAAAAACCUUAUCUUACAAAUCAACCAGGAGAUACCCAGGAAAAUGUGGUUGUUACUGAAGCAGGCAUUAUUCCCAAUCUUAUUUAUGUUGUUAUACCAACAAUACCGCUGCUCUUAUUGAUACUGGUUGCUUUUGGAACUUGCUGUUUCCAGAUGCUACAUAAAAGUAAAGGAAGAACAAAAACUAGCCCAAACCAGUCCACACUGUGGAUUUCGAAAAGUACCAGAAAGGAAAGCGGCAUGGAAGUAUAA